Messenger RNA from Rotaria sordida, 753 nucleotides. The record is from the annotation of a GenBank genome assembly. NCBI's taxonomy places the organism in Eukaryota, Metazoa, Rotifera, Eurotatoria, Philodinida, Philodinidae.
AUGAUUCGAAAUCAUCUUAUUAAAAACAAUAGUGAAAAUUCAUCAUCAUUUUGGUCAGAUGACGAAAAUGUUGUUGAAUUUGAUGAACGUGAACAAUAUCCAUAUUAUGCUUUUGAUGGAAUUAAAACUCGAAUAGUUUGGGUAACAAAUUAUAUAAAUAAUGAAGAUUUUUCUAUCAAUGUAUCAGCUGAUGAUCCUCUUCUUCAAUUUGUUAAUAUUUUUUCUAAUACAAUUGAUAUUGAAACAUCACUUGCAAAUAAGAAAGAUGACAAAUCACUAGUCAAUAAAAUUCGUACUCUUGAUUUAUCAAAACUAAAUUUAGAUGAUUUAUUAUUACUCUUAUAUCGAUUACAACAAAAAACAACGAAAAAUUCUGUGAUAACUUCACCGUCUACUAUUAGUUCUUCAUCUACAUCAUCAUCAUCAUCAUCAGGUUUUAUAGCCGAUGUACCUAAACAAUUAACUACAACAUUAGCUAAACCAAUAUCAUCAUUUCAUUCUCAUAAUACAAAACAUAUUCAUUCACCAAAUGAUGUUGUUGAUAAACUUCUUCAAUCUUUUAAUCUUCGAAAUUAUAAUAGCGAGAUAAAUUAUAAUCAAAAAUUUAUUGAACAUAAAUUACAACGAUGUUCAUCACGUUAUACUUAUCAACAAUCUCAACAACAUAAAGCAAAACUUAUUUCAAAUCUUCUUUCUUCGAAUUCAAUUCGCAAAUUUCCUUGUCAUCUUCAUCAACAUAAUUCGUAUCAUUAA